AUGACUUCUGAAGGUUCCACUGGUUACUUCUCCGACGCCGAUCGCUCCUCGACUCCAUCAAGCCCUCUUUCUGACCAUUCCAUUGUCUUCGUAUCUGCGAACUCCAUACCCGAGUACGUUAGAGAGAACCGUGCAUAUCUGGUUGCAACAAGCGCUCCGUCCCAACCUUCUUCAGCAGCGUCUAGUUGUGUCCGUUUACCCUCAGUGGUCACUUCGUUGGAGUCUCUGCCAGAUCAAAAUGAUCAUGCUGAGGUGCCCUCUGCCGCCACGACCGGCCAAUCCCCCCUUUACUGCAGAAUUUGUCUUCGAGAUCCUUGCGAUGAUCCAACUGCGACGAUGUGCGGCCAUAUAUUUUGUAACAGGUGCAUCAUUGAUACUGUGAUGGCUAGGUCUGCGUGCCCAGUCUGCACCGCUCCCACAUUACUCUACUGUCUUUUCCGCCUUGAUAUCUAA
Molecule: messenger RNA, 453 nt
Organism: Suillus plorans
Lineage: Eukaryota; Fungi; Basidiomycota; Agaricomycetes; Boletales; Suillaceae
Exons: 2
Coding region: 1-453 (150 amino acids)
Source: RefSeq, a predicted model, not a curated record